This is a messenger RNA of Paramacrobiotus metropolitanus, 861 nucleotides long. Its product is annotated as ATP synthase subunit O, mitochondrial-like. Gene Ontology annotation, biological process: proton motive force-driven mitochondrial ATP synthesis. The transcript has 2 exons. The coding region runs from base 128 to 763 and encodes 211 amino acids. Lineage: Eukaryota; Metazoa; Tardigrada; Eutardigrada; Parachela; Macrobiotidae. Gene Ontology annotation, molecular function: proton-transporting ATP synthase activity, rotational mechanism. The record is from RefSeq and is a predicted model, not a curated record.
CAGAAAUAAAUCGCUUUUCGGAUUUUUUAAAGCGAGGGCCUGUAAGGCUGUGUAUCAAUUGUGAAAAGUCAAAAGAAUUUACUAUUAGGGUUGUUAAUUAUUUGGGUUUUCCUACAAUUAUUCGAAAAUGGCCUCCUUGCGCAUGGCCAUUCGGAAAUUAGCCACAAGUGCUGCAGUUAACCAGCAGCAGCAGCAGCUUGUGCGUCCUCCCAUUCAGGUCUUUGGCAUUGAUGGUCGAUAUGCGACGGCGUUGUUUUCAGCUGCCUCCAAGGAAAACCAACUGGAUCAUGUGGAGCGGGAUAUAAAUUUGAUGGGCGAGCUAUUUCAGCAGAACGCCCGCGUUGCUGAUGCACUGAAAAAUCCUAUCGUUUCUAAGCAGGACAAGCAGGGAAUGCUGCAGAGUCUGGCUCGCGAGCACAACUUGAAUCCCUUAACACUCAAUGUGUUCUCCGCUAUGAGUGAUAACGGUCGCUUAUCCCUUUUGCCCAAGUUUAUGAAGACGUUCGGUAACAUUAUGAGCGCUGCACGCGGAGAAGUGCUGGCUGUUGUCACCACGGCUAAGGAACUGGAUGAGAGUCAGCGAAAGAAUUUGAAUUCGGCCCUGCAGAAUUUUGCCAAAAAGGGACAGAAGCUGAAGGUCGAGACGAAAGUGGAUCCGAACAUUAUUGGUGGAAUGGUGGUCAGUGUAGGUGACCGCUAUGUGGAUAUGUCAACAGCUUCGAAGAUUAAGAUGUACUCGAAGAUUGUGGAAGAAACUAUUUAAAUAGUCUUUUAAGUGCGACGUAUCGUGUUAGUGUCAUGAUGUACGCGUUCUUUACAGUUAGUAUGUUUUAAUAAUAAAAUUCGUUGGAGGAAGUUGAA